Messenger RNA from Vombatus ursinus (common wombat), 6103 nucleotides. RefSeq names its product zinc finger protein OZF-like. The transcript has a single exon. The record is from RefSeq and is a predicted model, not a curated record. Gene Ontology annotation, molecular function: DNA-binding transcription factor activity, RNA polymerase II-specific; RNA polymerase II cis-regulatory region sequence-specific DNA binding. NCBI's taxonomy places the organism in Eukaryota, Metazoa, Chordata, Mammalia, Diprotodontia, Vombatidae. Gene Ontology annotation, biological process: regulation of transcription by RNA polymerase II. Bases 47 to 1513 code for a protein of 488 amino acids.
GAAAACUGAGCCUGAAACAAAGGAAUCUGUUUCAAAUGACAUUGUUAUGGACAAAUCAUCCCAGGAACAAUACUCAAAAGAUGAUUACCAGUGUGCCAAGUUGGGAGAAGAAUGGAAUUAUGAUCCUGAGAAACCUUCUGUGCACAAUGAAUGUGGGGAAUCAUUCAAGUGUAAUUCAAACCUUUUUCAGGAUCAUAUAAUAUAUAACGUAAAUCAAACUCGUGGUUAUAAUGAGUUUGGAAAAGACUUAAUUCAGGGUAAACACCAUACUGAGCAUCAGAAAAUCCAUCCUAGAGAGAAACUUCACGUAUGUAAAGACUGUGGCAAAACUUUUAGCUUCAGCUCAUCCCUUAUGUACCAUCAGAAAAUUCAUACUGGAGAGAAACCUCAUAAAUGUGAUGAAUGUGGAAAAGCUUUCAUUCUUCGAACACAGCUUAAUUCCCACCAACGAAUUCAUACAGGAGGGAAACCAUAUGAAUGUAAUGAAUGUGGAAAAACUUUUAGAUACAAUUCAUCCUUUACGUACCACCAGAAAAUUCAUACUGGAGAGAAACCUUAUGAAUGUUACGAAUGUGGGAAGGUCUUCAGAGGAAACACACAGCUUAAUUCCCAUCAAAGAAUUCACACAGGAGAGAAACCUUAUGAAUGUGAUGAAUGUGGGAAAACCUUCAAUCAGAGCACACAGCUUACUUUCCACAAGAGAAUUCAUACUGGAGAAAAACCUUACGAAUGUAACGAAUGUGGGAAGGCCUUCAUGCAGAGUGCACAUCUUGUUUCCCAUCAAAAAAUUCAUACUGGAGAGAAACCUUAUGAAUGUAAUGAAUGUGGGAAAGCUUUUAGUUCUAGUACAUCCCUUACUUACCACCGGAGAAUUCACACUGGAGAGAAACCUUAUAAGUGUAAUGAAUGUGGGAAGGCUUUCAUCCAGAGUGCACAUCUUACUUCCCACCAGAAAAUUCAUACUGGAGAGAAACCUUAUGAAUGUAGAGACUGUGGGAAAGUUUUUAGCUCCAACUCAUCUCUUAUUUACCACCAGAGAAUUCAUACUGGAGAGAAACCUUAUGUAUGUAAUGAAUGUGGGCAGGCCUUCAGAGUGAACACACAGCUUACUUCCCAUCAGAGGAUUCAUACUGGAGAAAAGCCUUAUGAGUGUAAUGAAUGUGGGAAAGCCUUUGUUCACAGCACACAUCUUACCUUCCACCAGAGGAUCCAUACCGGAGAGAAACCAUAUGAAUGUAACGAAUGUGGGAAAGCUUUUAGCUCUGGUUCUUCCCUUACUAACCACCAGAGAGUUCAUACUGGAGAAAAACCUUAUGAAUGUAAUGAAUGUGGGAAAUCUUUUAGACAUAAUUCAUCCUUUCUUUACCACCAGAGAAUUCACACCGGAGAGAAACCUUAUAUAUGUAGUGAAUGUGGAAAGGGCUUCAUUCUCCGAACACAGCUCACUUCCCACCAGAAAAAGCAUACUGAAGAGAAACUUUAUGAACAUAAUGAAUAUGGAAAAGCUUUUUGAUACAGUGAAUUGCUUAUUUAUCUCCCAGACGCUUUGUAGCAGAAGGAAAUGUUAAUGUAAUAAUGUUGGAAAGCCUUCUACUGGAGCAUAUACUUUAGCAUCAAGAUGUAUGUCCUGAAAAGAUCUAUAGAAGUAAUGAAUGUGUGAAAGUAUUCAUUUUAAGCUCAGAGAAACUUUAUAAGGAAUUAUGGAAAGCUCUUCCAACAAGGUGUACACAAUAGAGAAUACCAGAAAAAUACUGGAGAGAAGUCCUGUAAUUGUAAUUCAUGUGGGGAGGGCUUUAAACAUCAAUCACCCUUUAAUUACCAUAGGAGAAUUCUCGAAAGUGAAUUUUUUGGAGAACGUAACUGACUCCAUUUUGUUCUGUGUUGGCCAUUUUUCUAUGUGGGAACCCUGCAUGAACUGAAAGACCUGCUACUAUAGUUGGUUCUCUUCAAUUUCUUCUUUCAUCUUCUAAUUGGUCCAAAAAGACUUGAUUGCUGAAAAAGGAGGAUUCAACAAUCUCUGGAAUGUCUUCCCUCCCUUAUCUAGCCUGACAGGUAGUUCCCUUUGACUUAGUGAAAUUAGCUAUACUAAAAAGGGCACAUCCCUUCUCUGUCUCCUAUAGCUAAUCAUAUACACUUUCUUUAACAAGUACAUGUUUUUCUUUGUAACACCAGUUGCAUUGUAAUGAACAGCCAUCUUUUUUUCCUUUGUUUCAUGUAAUGUAUAAAUAAUGUGAAUGAUAUAUUUGCAUCAACUGCUGGUGGAGUGUCUUGCUCUCUGAGUGUAUGAUAAAACCUGUUUCUCUGAUUUGUGCUGGCAUAUUGGCAAAGGCUAUUCAAACUGAUAAGAAAAUUCACACCACAAUUUUGGCAACAUGGUGUGAUGCUGGCUAGUUCAAUCUUUACAGAUCCCCAUCUCCAAGAACUUUCCAACCACGUACCAGUGAUUUACCAGUUCAGGAACUUCUAGAGAUGGGGAACUGGGAGGGCUGAUAAAGGCACAGCCUAACACUUUUGUGCUCCAAAUCAUGAGAUCUACAGAGACAAGUUAAUGUUUUCUGUGUUUUUGUAUUGUGUGGUCUGUUCGUGUUCACUCGCUGUUUUGGCCAACCUUCCUAUCUAAAUUCUUGGUUAAAUUUUUAUUCUGGUCUGGUGUCUGGCACUAAGAUACCAAGGAGCCUUUGGAAAAACGAUAACUUGGUAGUGCAGAACCAGAGGAAAUUGUGGUGGAUGUCAAAUAGGUCAUCUAACCAUAAACUCAAGUGGUGGGGGGGGGAUCCCAAACAUUAAUGAUAUAAAACUGAUAAAAGCCUCAAUUUGACCUUGAGUAAUCAGUCAUCAUAUGGUAUCUGCUUGGUAUUUCUUUUCUAGAAUAGAAUAUUCAGAUCCAUUUUGGUGAAUUGGGAAAAAAAUUCUAGGAAGGACUAGUCUCUAAGUGUGAAGUUGUUCUUUGUUAAACUAAAUGGUCAUCUGAUAUUUAAUCUUAAUACAUAAUGGCCCCGGCCAUUAUGAUCUCAUGAACAUGAUCAUGAAACUCUAUAAAUUCUAGAGGGAAAAAAUAGAGGUCCAUUUCCCAAGACAAAUGAGUUAUUGAUUUAUUUGGGUAGAUCCUGAAGUGCAUAAAUUUUGCCAACCAAAUUGUGAAAUUAAUGAAUCUUUCUCAUGGGGAAAGAGAAUGCCGCCUCCUUGUGAGGCUUUGCCAGAGGAUGGAUGCUGGCAUUCUUUGUUACAUUUUCCACCUAGUGCUCCACCACUUGUCUCAGAUACUCCCUCUCUGGAGAUACCAGCUACCCAGAGACAGUACCUUGUUCUUUUAAGGGACAGUAACAUUGCCCUUUACAACCUUGCCCUUUAGGGGCAAGAAAAAGCUCUCUCUGAAAUCCUCUUGCUGAUAACUUUUAUCUUCAGUGAAUGGGAUGAGAAGAGAGAAAGGUAAAGACCCAGAUGCAGGAAGAUCACCAAGUACAACUUUUAGCCACCUUGCAGUAGAAUUCUGGCCAAGACUGCUAUCACCUCUGGCAGUGGCAGAAGAAAUGCCCUUUUCAUCCAAAAUACCCAGCCAGUUAACAGUGUUAAACUGUCCCAUUCCCAUUAAACUUUCCAUAGAAAAUUAGGGGUGGGAAGGAGGGAAUGAGGACUUUAUGCCACAAAUUUCAAAUCUUUCAGAAGAUAUAAUUCUGUAUUCUUAAUUCUAGCCAGGUUGGGAGUACACAGAAAGAGAUCGAUAAGAGGGACUAAAAUCCUUUUCCCAUUUACAUAAAUUUAUGGUAUUAUAAACUAAUUAGAGACUAAAUUUGUGACUGAAUGUAAUUUCUUUACUGUGAAUUUCCAAAAUGUGGUUUGGAUGUUUUUAUAAAGGCUGAAAUAAUCUCAUGAAUUUUUGGGGUUGAUGCUUCCCAAAACUUUAAAAAAAAUGAAAACUUUGUGAAAAUUACAUGCAAAUAGCACUUCACCUUUUUUUUUUUUAACCACCCUCUCUCUUCCUUGAAGUGUGACAGAUUUAUUGUUUUAAGGUAAGAGUAGAAGGUGAUUUCACUGACUAGAGAAAGCUAAGAAAGCUUUAAACAGUAAAAAAAUAAAUAAAAGAAAAUAGAUAAAGAAACAUGGUUUUGAAGUCUGCAGUUUCUAAGUAUCUGGUGCUUAUGAACCACAUAGUGCAAUUAUUAACUCUUCUAUACAAAUUGGAAAGAAAGGUUUGUUUAAAUCAUCAAAAUUUCAUUUUAAGGGAAAGUUUUCAUUUUACCUCUGUGUUCUGUGAAUGACUUAAUAAAGUUUAAUUGCCUAAGUAAAUUAGAAGCAGUCAGCUGAAAAAAAAAUUAGAAUUGACUGCAUUUGCAAAUCCUUGAAGAAGCAAAUUGGAAAUGUUUUACCUGACAAAAUAAGGAACUAUCUGUAAGCCUUAAAGUUUCAAUUUUGAUCAAGGAAAAAGUAAAAGUUUUGCAGUUAACUGGAAUUGUAUAAUAAAACUUGUGCUAAUUUAGAGAGGAGAGAUUUUAGUGGCAUAAAGAAAAUUAGUUUUGUGGAUGGAGUGGGAUAUGAUUGGGAAAUAAAAGAUAUGAGGAAUUGAGAAAGUAGAGAAGGAAAGUGAAGGGUUGAAUCAGUUUGGAAAUCAAAGUUCAGUUUUGAAGGGAACAGAAAGUUAAAGGAUAUUUGGAGACCAUUUGCACUUAGUGUGAAUAUAAAGCUUAAUUAGAAAGCAAUGAGAAUUGAGAGUUAAGAUUUCUCAAAAAGCAGGAAUAUUUCUUUACCUAAGUUGGCACAAUACAGAGUCCUUAUCUCUGCCUGCUGCCAGAAUGUCCAGAAGAGUCAAAAGAAAAGCCAAGAAGGUAAUAAAGUAUUAUAGAGAAGUUUAAGUUAAAUCUUACAGCUAGUCUAGAUUAGAGGAGAAUAGGAAGAUCUCCAUGCCAGUAAGAUGAUUGUUACAUCUGGAGAAGUGCUUAUUUUCUUCUUAGAUAGUUAAAAGUUAAUUUUGAGAUUUCUCAUGAUUGCCAAGCUUUAUUUCAUUAAUUUGUUCAUGUAGAAAAGUAGCUAGAAUUGAGCCAAAAUUUAAAAUUGAGCAUUUAAAAAUUUUUAUUUAUACUGCCUUUUGAUAAAUCCGGCGAAAUUACUAUUUUCAACAUGAAAUGUGUUCUGAAUGGUAAUUACUGAUGCCAUCUUUUAUAAUAUAAGGGCAUUCAGUUUUAAUUACUCCAUACUGAUCUCUGAAUGCAACUAACAUAGAAUGCCAAAAUCGAUAGAUGAAAUGGUUUUCUUUGUAAGAUAAUUCAGAAUGCAUUCAACUGAGUUGAUGUCAUUUGACUUGCAAUGUUUUGUUUCAUGUUUGAAGUCCAUAAUAUUUUUUAAAAUAAUGUUCCUAAUUUUUUGCAUUGUGAUUUUGGGAAACCAUAUAAGAAAUGGUGUUUAUUUGAAAAAUGAUACCUAGAGUGUACUUACUGUACAUUUGUAUUAUUAGGAUAUUAACUCCUUUGAUCUGAAUGCUAUGAAAUGAUGAAUUUGAGCUAUCACAUAUUAGAGACUUAUCAUUAUGGUAAACACACACACAAACACACACACCCCAAAAACUUGUCUAUUUCCUUGGUUAUAUUUUGCUUAAAAAAUGAAUAAUGAUGGUAAUUAUUUAGAAUUUGGCAAAACCUAAAGACCUUGUAAAUUCUUAUCUGUGAAAUUCUUUAAGGACUUGCCAGGUCCUUUGGAUCUUCAACUUAGGCAAGAUCAUAAAAUUUUAUCAGCUUCAUGGAAGAAGGAACUAAAAGAACAUACAUGACAAAUGAGAACUUUGCAAAUUCUAAAAUAGUAAAUUGAAUUACUAAUUAAGAAAUUUAUGAAAAUGGUUAAACUAGAUAAAAUUAUAUCUGAAAAAUAUGCAUUGAAGUUAUAUCUUUGAGCCAACAUAGUAUAGGUCCCAGUGAGAAUAUUUUUCUUUUUGCCUUAGAAGUUAAUAUAUGAUACCCUAAGAUAUCCAAACUGACAGAAGCCACUUUCUCAAAUUUGAGUGAACUGUAUCAAACAUCCAAUUUUUGUAUAAAGCCCUAGAAUAUGAUUAUUUUCUUAAUCUUUAACUACUUGGUUAUGACAUCAGGAUGUCUGAAUAUAUACAUACACAGAA